Oryctolagus cuniculus (rabbit) is the source of this 2316-nucleotide messenger RNA. The record is from RefSeq and is a predicted model, not a curated record. NCBI's taxonomy places the organism in Eukaryota, Metazoa, Chordata, Mammalia, Lagomorpha, Leporidae.
UAGAACCAUCACGAUGCCUUGUUGGAGGAGCCCACACAGGACAGGACUCCUGGGUCCCCUUGGUGGAUCUGCUCCUUGGAGAAGGCUGUUGGUUCUUGGUUCCAUACUUUAAUUUCAGAGUUAAUAGAAGGAGGUGGCAUCUCUUGCCUGCAGAUACGUAUUGAGGAAAUUCUACAGGUGCUAUAAUGUGGCACUGCAAACAGUUGGGGAUUGCCAAUGUUGAGCUCAUGCCCUUAUGUCCCUAGGAUAUUCAUCCUUUUGUAAGCUCAAGCUGUGGAAGAUGGAGGAAGCCAACAACAGCUCUGGAAAUGGCUUUCUACUUCUGGGGUUUUCAGAUCAGCCCCAGCUGGAAAGGUGCCUUUUCAUCAUCAUUUUGCACUUUUACAUCUUUAAUAUUCUGGGGAACACAGCCAUCAUAUUGGUGUCUUGUGUGGAUGCCAAACUCCACACACCAAUGUACUUCUUCCUCAGCAACCUCUCCUGUGUGGACAUCUGUUUCACCACAAGUGUUGCCCCACAGCUGCUGGUUACUAUGAGUAAGAAAGACAAGAGCAUGAGCUAUGGAGGAUGUGUGGCUCAGCUCUAUGUGGCUAUGGGGUUGGGUUCCUCUGAGUGCAUUCUCCUGGCGGUCAUGGCUUACGACCGCUAUGUUGCAGUCUGCCGGCCACUGCACUACGCCACCAUCAUGCACCCCAAGCUCUGCGUUGCCUUGGCCAGCACAGCAUGGCUCAGUGGACUGGUCACCUCUCUCAUUCAGUGCUCCCUCACUGUGCAGCUGCCCCUCUGUGGUCAUCGGAAACUGGACCACAUUUUCUGUGAGGUGCCAGUGCUCAUCAAACUGGCCUGUGUGGACACAACUUUCAAUGAGGGAGAACUCUUUGUGGCCAGUGUAGUGUUUCUGAUUGUCCCUGUGUCACUCAUCUUAGUCUCCUAUGGCUUCAUAACCCAGGCUGUUCUGAGGAUCAAAUCAGCUGCAGGGCGCAAAAAGGCCUUUGGGACCUGCUCCUCUCACCUGAUUGUUGUCAUCAUUUUCUAUGGGACCAUCAUUUUCAUGUACCUGCAACCAGCCAAAAGCAGCUCCAAAAACCAGGGAAAGUUUGUUUCUCUUUUCUACACCAUAGUCACUCCACUUCUGAAUCCUAUUAUCUAUACUCUGAGAAACAAAGAUGUGAAAGGAGCCUUGAGGGCAAUGGUAAUAGGACAUGCUUUGGGGUCAGAAAGGUUAUGAGCUGGAUAUCUGGCACUAGAUGGUUUGUACUAAGUACUCCUCUGUUCAGAGCCACAGGUUAGUACAAAAUCUGCAGUUCUGCAAGAAGCUGAGGUACUCAAGGGACAAAAAUUCUAUGCUCUCUACUGAAAACACUCAGCUCUUUCUCAGCUAUGCCAUCAAAUUUCAUAUACCCAUUUUUUCUACCUAGUUUGGCGAUCCAUCGGUAAAUUUCUGUUUAUUCAUAAAGGCUCAGCUGAAAUGUUAUCUACAGUUUCCCACUUUUGUGAAACACCAUUCUUCUCACUCUCUGGGAAAAACUGUUUCCUAAUAUAUUUUGUAUAGCAUGUGAUACAUACUGCAGUUUCCAUAUGUUCACACAUGUUAAUAUGUAUAUAUUUGCCUAUAUAUACAAAUAGACUAAGCAAUAUGUACAUAUAAUAGAUAGGAAGUAAUAUAUAACCAUUUUCCCAUUAAUAAGGGGUACUAUAAAAAACUCAUGGAAAAAGGCAAUUAGAAGCCAAGCUUAUUUGGUGCAAAAAAUAUUUAGAAAUCCAUGCACUUUUUCAUAAUACACACUUUUCAUGAACUUUUCAAGACCCCUCGGAUGACAUUUGAAACUGACACAUGCCCCACUGCACUGGCUCAUUUACAGCAGGAAAAACAAGUGUACUUAAGAGUCAUAUUGGCACCUUGAUUCCACAGAAUUGUGGGAUGCAUAUAAUGAUUAUUAUUUUAUUAAAGGAAUCAAAUAGGCAAGUUUGCAUUAAACAAUUCAUGGACUUUUUAGAUUUAUUCUAAUUUUUUCUGAAGUGUUUUAGCACUUUGUAGAUAAAAAGUCUACCAAAAAGUAAUUUCUCUGGUCCUAAGAAAGGAGAAAGUGUUUCUUAAGAAGACAGUAUUACUUAUACAGUUUCAUGCUUUAAAAUAUGAAAUGUGAGAUCCCACACAAGUUCACAUUUGUGCUUACAGUCAAAUAUUUGGCUCCUAAAAUUUAAAAAAUGGGAUAUUCAGAUACAAAUUAAUAAGAACUGUAUUCUUAUAUAUGGCUACCCUCUUAAUUCCACAAUACCUGAUGCUCCCCCCAACCAUCUUCAUCUCCUUUAUUC